Molecule: messenger RNA, 2579 nt
Organism: Syngnathoides biaculeatus (alligator pipefish)
Lineage: Eukaryota; Metazoa; Chordata; Actinopteri; Syngnathiformes; Syngnathidae
Product: somatomedin-B and thrombospondin type-1 domain-containing protein
Exons: 6
Coding region: 56-841 (261 amino acids)
Source: RefSeq, a predicted model, not a curated record
GGUUUGGCUUUGGUGAAGAGCGAAGCGCAAAGCGGCCGCGUGGAGCAGCUCGGUCAUGGGCGCGCACCAACGGAGCUCCGCGCGUCUCGGCUCGGUUCUGUCACUGUGCGGAUGCUUGGUCUUGCUGUGCGGGGUCGGGGUCGAGGCCGGCUGCCGGGAGAGGGACAGCCCCAACUGCUGCACCGGCCGGAACAACGACUGCUUCGAGUACACGCGGAGGAAGGCGGUGUGCUACUGCGACACGUACUGCCAGAAGACCGGAGACUGCUGCGAGGACUACCGGAGCGUGUGCCAAAUAUCCGCCAUCGACUGCGCGGUGGGUUCAUGGGGCCCCUGGUCACCGUGCACGUCUCCAUGCGGAGUGGGCAGCACCGAAAGGAGCCGCCAGGUGUCCGUCCCUCCCAGGAACGGUGGGACGCCCUGUCCGGACCUCAAACAGCGCCGCGGGUGCUUCGGAAACAACGAAAUAUGCAGUUCGGCGAAAGAGGUGGCGAAGAUCCUUCCGGAUUCCUUCAAGAGGAACUUUAAGGACCCUUGGCGGAGGCCUCACAUGCUGAUGAAGGAGGAGAAGGCCAGCUACUGUGUAUAUUUGAGGGUCAAACAAGUGAGUGCGGCUUGCAAACUGAAACUAUGGAGCGCCCAGCUGGUGAGAGAGAGGCUGGUGUGCGCCGAGUGCCAGAGCGACGCCAUGUCCAAGUCAGACCGAUGCGGAGGAGACGGCCUGGAGGCCACCAGAACCUUCUGGUCAGCAGCGUCCGCCGUAGGCUGUCACGGCUCGUGGGUGCGGGAGUCGUCCUCCGGGGGCUGCCGCUGUCCCCCUUACUCUGUCCUCUUUGUGUGAGCGGCCAUGUUUCCAGCACACGUCCAAGUCGAAGGGCCGCACGGUCCUCAAGCGCUCCUGCAAAACGCGAGCAGAACCCUGCCCAGUCGAGCCCUCGCGUCCAGAAUUCCUGGAUGGCUUUACUCAAGGAGAUCAGCAGCAUCCUGCCACUUUUAUUAUUAUUAUUAUUUUUUUGUAUCUUCCACCUCAUUCUCUGUACUGUAUUACUUACUACGCACGCAGUUAACCUUGCAGAUAACUUUUCAAAUUUUACUGCCACCUCGCUCUACAUUUUCUCCUCCAAAGCACAGCAAAAUCCGUUUGUAUUUUUACCUCUCUGUUAUCUACCUCCAUAAAUGCAAGUGCAUUAUGAUCAUGCGUCAAGUAUAAAUAUGCAAUAUAUAUAUAUAUAUAUACAUAUAUAUAUUAUUUAGCUUUAUACAUAUUCUACUCUUGAUUGCCGUAUGUCGUGUAAAAUAGCAACGCGUGUUUCUAACCAGACGUUUUUACACCAAACAGCGGUGACUGCGCUCUAUUUAAGCCCCGAUUCAAAGGCUCCUAAACGCCCCGAUGAGUUGGAGAUUCUAAAAACUGAUUCUUUGUCGAACGCUCACCCCCCACCCCCCCACCCCCCCACCCCAUAUCAGUACAGCGGAACCUCCAAAGCACAACCACAAUAAUCACAUGCAAAUAUUCUUUCUCCUCUGCAAAGACAAAUCUUGCCACUUUAAAAGUCAGAUAUUCUGCAUAGUUUUGCAUGUAAUAUUGUGAGUUUUUUUUCCCUAUGUAAAACUUAAAACAGUUUUUCUUGACCAUCAUGACUACUGUAAUUCCCGGCCUACAAAGCGCACCUGGUAGAAACCACACCCAGUACAUUUAUAAAAGAAAUGUUUCCAUUUGGUUUAUACAUACGCCGCAGCCGUAAAAAUGUAAAAAUUGCAAGUGCGAGAUAUUUACAAAGACGGUACACAGAGAUUAACGCUAGCGCCGCCACGCUCACGUGGCCGGUUAAAAAAAAAAUAUAUAUACCAGUAAAAAUCACUGAGGCACGGCAGUAACGCGCUAGCGCAGCGCUAGCUGGGCCAGACCGGUAAAAGUCACUUCCCCGGGACAUAUAUUCCACCGGUCUCACUCUUACCUUUUCCGCUCGAGUACCCCCUUGCGGCCGCUGGAAAAAAUGCGCAAAUUAGCCACAUCACCGCAUAAACCGCAGGGUUGGAAGCGUGUGAAAAAAGUCGCAGCUUGCAGGCCGGAAUUUACGGUAUUUUUGUCAUUUGGCCCCCAACACAAACAAAAACAAAAUUACAACUUUAGCCUUAUUACAUUUUUCAUUGCGUCCUGAAUACUGUUUUGUGCAUCUUUCACUCCUGAGUGUUAAAGGUAAGGACACAUUUUUCAUAUUUAUCUUUUUUUUUUUUUACACCAGUGUGACAGUGAAUAAUGUCAGAACGUACUCUAUUGCGAUUAUUUCCUGUUUCCUAAAUAUGACCAGAACUCGAAAUGCAUCAUAUUUGAACUUAGAGGUUCCACUGUAUUCUGCUCACGUAAAAGAAAUUGAAACAAACAAACAAACAAAGAGGUCCAAGCAGUGUUUUCUCAGGUGCUCAGGUUUCAUCUCCUGUCUCUUCCGAUGAUGUAAUGUCAUAGUAAUCUUAAAUGGCUAACGAGAAUCUACCAUAAUUUCCGCCCUAUAACCCGUGACUUUUUCCAGAUGCUUUCAACCCUGCGGUUUAUGCGGUGAUGCGGCUAAUUUGUGCAU